CCAAACUCAGCCAUGGCGACUCCAAGAAUUUAUCUCUGCAAUGCCCACUGUCCUCCUCCUCAGCAGCCCUCAUUGCUUGUGUUCUCGGCAUUCUGACUAUGACUUCAUGAAGUUAUAUAGCCUUCUACAAACCUGGUUAUUUCAUGGGUGUCACCAAGGGAUCAGGUGGAACCGCAUUUAAUGGUGUUGUGGAGGAGCUCAAAAAGAUGACAACUCGGGUUGCUCAUGUUCUUCCUGUUUCUGAUGAUGGAGGAAGUACAGCUGAGAUUGUUCGGGUGCUUGGUGGUCCUGCUGUUGGUGACAUAAGAUCUAGAUGUUUGAGACUAUCAGAUAAAAGCACAUCUGAAGCCCUUGCUGUCAGGAGGUUGCUUGGCCGCCGUUUACCUCUGGAUUCACUGCAAGCCAAAUCAGAAUGGUAUAAAAUUGUUGAAGGGGAUCACAUCUUGUGGAAAGGGGUAUCAAAACCUUAUAGGGAGACAAUCCGUUCAUUCCUGGUGUAUUUUCACAAUCAGGUUCUCAUGCGUUCAAGUGAAGUAUUUAGUUUCAAGAAUGGCAGCAUAGGGAAUUUCUUCUUUGCGGGGGCACGCUUAUUCUUUCAGUCCUUAGAUGCUGCCAUCUUUUUGUUCUCACGUGUAUCAGAUAUUCCUACAGAGAGCCUCAUUCUUCCUGUGGUUUCUACCAAUGAUCGUCUUACUUUGGGAUGUGAAUUAUGGGAUGGAACGAUAAUUCGGGGUCAAAAUAAAAUAUCUCAUCCAACAAAUGAAUCCUUGGAGCCAGUUAAUAAGAUUCUGCUCGUAUCUUUGUUUGCUAUACUAAUUGACCAUGUGAUGGCUGAGAGGUUUACGGAAGAUCUGAUUUCCAAAUGUCAGGCGUGCUCUUCAUUUCAAUCUCUGACAUCCGGAAUAAAGCGUGUAUUCUACAUGUCAAGCGAGGGCACAAAUUUACUUCAUGAGGUCUUCCCUGCAGUCAAUUCUGCAGUUCUUGAGCAGUUGAGAAAAGUGGAUUGUAUCGUAUAUGCUAUGGGUUCUCUUUUUACUUCCAUCUGCCCUUCAUUGGUAUUGCUCGGUGUUGGUGAGAUUAUUUCCUCUCGAUACUGCCUCAAGGUCCUUCUGUUAAAUGGGUCGUAUGACAGAGAAACGGCAGGCUUGUGUGCUUCUGAUUUUGUUACCGCUAUAACAGAUGCUCUAAAUAGAACUCAUGGAAAUCCCCAAAACUGCCUCAAUAAUGCUCCUAGUGCAUACAUAAAUGCAUUGCUGGUGCCUAGAGAGGGGAAAAUUCCUGUAAACCUUCAAUCGUUGGCAGCUCAGGGAAUCGUACAUGUGGUAAAAGUUGACUCCAUAGAUGAUGUGACAGUUGGGAGCAUUUUUGAGCCCAGGUCCUUGAUCCAAGCUCUUGCUGAAUUAAUUCAUGCAUAUAAGCAUCUCAAUAACAGCAUGGAGGUUUAAAUCUCAUUACAGAACCUGGAAAAGCUAAUGCUACAACAAAAUUGGCAAUCACAAUUUUCAGUUCUGCCAUGUCCCCGUGUACAGGCAUUCAUAAUAUUCUUGGACAUGUGCCGUUCUCCAAUUUUCCAAUUUUUUGUCAUUUUUUUUCCUUCUUUUUAUUUUAUUGUACGAAUAAGUCAUUCAAAGGUUCUUUUCAAGUGUUGUAUCUACGGGUUGAUGUAUGGUUUGAAGUCUACAAAAAUAAUUUCAAAUUCUAAUUUAUUUUAUUUUGCAA
Molecule: messenger RNA, 1719 nt
Organism: Amborella trichopoda
Lineage: Eukaryota; Viridiplantae; Streptophyta; Magnoliopsida; Amborellales; Amborellaceae
Gene: MEE18
Product: maternal effect embryo arrest 18
Molecular function (GO): LPPG:FO 2-phospho-L-lactate transferase activity
Source: RefSeq, a predicted model, not a curated record